Messenger RNA from Camarhynchus parvulus, 22218 nucleotides. RefSeq names its product plectin (gene PLEC). Gene Ontology annotation, molecular function: calcium ion binding; microtubule binding; structural molecule activity. Lineage: Eukaryota; Metazoa; Chordata; Aves; Passeriformes; Thraupidae. The record is from RefSeq and is a predicted model, not a curated record. Gene Ontology annotation, cellular component: intermediate filament; focal adhesion; cytoskeleton. Gene Ontology annotation, biological process: wound healing; hemidesmosome assembly; intermediate filament cytoskeleton organization.
ACUCGCGGCGGGACGGGCGGCGGAGCGGGAGGGCAGAGCAGCAGUGUCGGGGCUCAGCUGUGUCGGGGCUCAGCAUGUCCCGGCCGCGCCGCAGCUCGGACGAGGCUCCGGCCCGAACGGGCUCCGAGGACAACCUGUACCUGGCCGUGCUGCGGGCGGCCGAGGGCCGCAAAGAUGAGCGAGAUCGUGUCCAGAAGAAAACCUUCACCAAAUGGGUCAACAAGCACCUUAUCAAGCACUGGCGACCAGAGGCGACAGCGCCAUGUCAACGAUCUGUACGAGGACCUGCGGGACGGGCACAACCUCAUCUCGCUGCUGGAGGUGCUGUCGGGUGACACCCUGCCCCGGGAGAAGGGCCGGAUGCGCUUCCACAAGCUGCAGAAUGUCCAGAUUGCCCUCAACUACCUGAAGCACCGGCAGGUGAAGCUGGUGAACAUCCGCAACGAUGACAUCGCCGACGGCAACCCCAAACUGACGCUGGGGCUCAUCUGGACCAUCAUCCUCCACUUCCAGAUCUCAGACAUCCAGGUGACCGGGCAGUCGGAGGACAUGACAGCCAAGGAGAAGCUGCUGCUGUGGUCCCAGCGGAUGGUGGAGGAUUACCAGGGCCUGCGCUGCGACAACUUCACCACCAGCUGGCGGGACGGGCGCCUCUUCAACGCCAUCAUCCACCGGCACAGGCCAAUGCUGAUCGACAUGAGCCGGGUGUACCGCCAGAGCAACCUGGAGAACCUGGACCAGGCCUUCACCGUGGCCGAGCGGGACCUGGGCGUGACGCGGCUGCUGGACCCCGAAGACGUGGACGUGGCGCAGCCCGAUGAGAAGUCCAUCAUCACCUACGUGUCCUCGCUGUAUGACGCCAUGCCACGUGUGCCCGAGGUGCAGGACGGCGUCAAGGCCAACGAGCUGCAGCUGCGCUGGCAAGAGUACUACGAGGUGGUGACGGGGCUGCUGCAGUGGAGCCGGCAGCACUCGGCGCUCUUCGAGGAGCGGCGCCUCCCUGCCAGCUACGAGGAGAUCGAGAUCCUCUGGCGCCAGUUCCUCAAGUUCAAGGAGACGGAGCUGCCGGCUCGGGAGGCCGACAAGAACCGCUCCAAAGCCAUCUUCCAGGCGCUGGAGGGCGCGGUGCAGUCGGGCCAGCUGAAGGUGCCCCCCGGGUACCACCCCCUGGACGUGGAGAAGGAGUGGGGGCGGCUGCACGUCGCCGUGCUGGAGCGGGAGAAGCUGCUGCGGGCUGAGUUCGAGAGGCUGGAGCGGCUGCAGCGCGUGGUCACCAAGCUGCAGAUGGAGUCCGGGCUCUGCGAGGAGCAGCUGAACCAGGCGGAUGCUCUGCUGCAGGCAGACGUGCGCCUGCUGGCGGCCGGGAAGGCACCGCAGAAGGCGGCAGAGGUGGAGAGGGACCUGGACAAGGCGGAUGCCAUGAUCCGGCUGCUCUUCAACGACGUGCAGACCCUCAAGGACGGGCGGCACCCGCAGGGCGAGCAGAUGUACCGUCGCGUGUACCGCCUGCACGAGCGCCUGGUGUCCAUCCGCACCGAGUACAACCUGCGCCUCAAGUCGGGGGCGCCGGUGACAGCGGUGACGUCUGUGGCGGUGACAUCGGCGCAGCAGCGGCGCCCGGAGCCCGACGAGGCUCCCCUGCGCUACCUGCAGGAGCUGCUGGCCUGGGUGGAGGAGAACCAGCGGCGAGUGGCCACGGCCGAGUGGGGCGCUGACCUGCCCACCGUGGAGACACACCUGGGCGCCCACCGCGGGCUGCACCGCGCCAUCGAGGAGUUCCGGGCCAAGGUGGAGCGGGCGCGGGCUGAUGAGAGCCAGCUGUCCCCCGGCCCCAGCGGCGCCUACCGGGAGUGCCUGGGCAAGCUGGAGCUGCAGUACGCCAAGCUGCUGAACUCCUCCAAGUCACGGCUGUGGCACCUGGAGAGCCUCCACGGCUUCGUCAGCGCCGCCACCAAGGAGCUGCUGUGGCUGAGCGAGCGUGAGGAGGAGGAGGUGGCCUUCGACUGGAGCCACAACAACCCCGCCAUGGCGGCCAAGAAGGAGAGUUACUCGGCGCUGAUGCGGGAGCUGGAGCUGCGGGAGCGGCGGAUCCAGGAGCUGCGGACCUCGGGGGAGCGGCUGCUGCGGGAGGAGCACCCCGGGGCGCAGACCCUGGAGGCGUUCCUGGCGGCGCUGCAGACCCAGUGGAGCUGGAUGCUGCAGCUCUGCUGCUGCAUCGAGACCCACCUGAAGGAGAACACCAACUACUUCCAGUUCUUCGCCGAGGUGCGGGAGGCCGAGGAGCUGCUGCGCAAGACGGAGGAGACGAUGCGGCGCAAGUUCAGCUGCGACCGCGGCACCACGGCCACGCGCCUCGAGGACCUGCUGCAGGACCUGGCGGAGCAGAAGGAGCAGCUGGCGGAGCUGGGGGCGCAGCUGGGGGCUCUGUCCCGCCGUGCCAGGACCAUCGUGCAGCUGAAGCCGCGCAGCCCCUCGACGCCCCUGCAGGGCCGGCCCCCCAUCCAGGCCGUCUGCGACUACAAGCAAAUGGAGGUGACCGUGCACAAGAACGACACGUGUGCCCUGGUGAACCACGCGCAGCCGCAGCAGUGGCGGGUGCUGAGUGCCGCCGGCAGCGAGGCCGUCGUGCCCUCGGUCUGCUUCCUCCUGCCACCCCCCAACAAGGAGGCUCUGGACUCUGUGCACAGGCUGGAGGCCGCCCACCAGCAGCUGCUGGGGCUGUGGCAGCAGCUGCACCAGGACCUGCGCAGCCUCCGCGCCUGGCAGUACCUGACCCGGGACAUCCAGCAGAUCCACUCCUGGACCCACAUCACGUUCCGCACGCUGCCGGCCGAGGAGGUGCGCCAGGUGCUGUCCAGCCUGGAGAGGCACUACCAGGAGUUCCUGCGGGACAGCCAGGACUCGCAGAGCUUCCAGCCCGACGACCGGCUGCAGGUGGAGCGCGACUACAACGCCUGCACGCACAAGUACGAGCUGCUGCUGCGGAGCCAGGAGAAAGGAGAGCAGGACGAGUCUCUGUGCAAGAGCUACAUCUCACAGCUGAAGGACAUCCGGCUGCAGCUGGAGAGCUGCGAGAGCCGCACCGUGCACCGCCUGCGCCUGCCCCUCAAGGCCGACCCCCUGCGCGAGUGCGCCCAGCGCCAGGCCGAGCAGCAGCAAACACACCUGGAGCUGGAGGGCAUCCAGAAGAACCUGGCCAAAGUCAGCGAGAAGACGGAGCAGGUGCUGGCGCAGCCGGAGCAGGCAGGCUCGGCCCCCGUGCUGCGCUCCGAGCUGGAGGUCACCCUGCGCAAGAUGGAGCAGGUGUACAGCCUGUCCAGCAUCUACCUGGAGAAGCUGAAGACCAUUGGGCUGGUGAUCCGGAGCACGCAGGGGGCUGAGGAGCUGCUCCGCAAGUACGAGGAGCAGCUGAAGGACGUGCAGGCAGUGCCGGCCGACCUGGCUGAGCUGGAGGCCAGCAAGGCUGAGCUCAAGCGGCUGCGGGCACAGGCCGAGGGGCACCAGCCCUUCUUCAGCACGCUGGAGACCGACCUGGGCAAGGCCAAGGACGUCAACGAGCGGAUGGUGCGCGGGCACAGCGAGCGGGACGUGGACCUGGAGCGGUACCGGGAGCGGGUGCAGCAGCUGCUGGAGCGCUGGCAGGCCGUGCUGGCCCAGGCCGACCUGCGGCAGCGCGAGCUGGACCAGCUGGGCCGCCAGCUGGGCUACUACCGGCAGAGCUGUGACGCGCUGCGCCAGUGGAUCCGCGAUGCCCGGCAGCGCCAGGAGGCCAUCCAGGCCGUGCCCAUCACCGACAGCCAGGCCGUGCGCGAGCAGCUGCUGCAGGAGAAGAAACUGCUGGAGGAGUGUGAGCAGCACAAGGAGAAGGUGGAGGAGUGCCAGCGCUAUGCCAAGCAGUACAUCGACGCCAUCAAGGACUACGAGUUGCAACUGGUGAGCUUCAAGGCACAGGUGGAGCCGGUGGCAUCACCAGCCAAGAAGCCCAAAGUGCAGUCGGCGUCUGACAGCAUCAUCCAGGAGUACGUGGACCUGCGGACACAGUACAGUGAGCUGACCACGCUCACCACCCAGUACAUCAAGUUCAUCACCGAGACACUGCGGCGGCUGGAGGACGAGGAGAAAGCCGCCGAGAAGCUGAAAGAGGAGGAGAGGAAGCGGCUGGCGGAGGUGGAGGCGCAGCUGGAGAAGCAGCGGCAGCUGGCCGAGGCCCACGCCAAAGCCAAGGCACAGGCGGAGGCGGAGGCGCGGGAGCUGCAGCUCCGCAUGCAGGAGGAGGUCACCCGGCGGGAGGUGGUGGCCGUGGAUGCCGAGCAGCAGAAGCAGAACAUCCAGCAGGAGCUGAUGCAGCUGCGGCAGAACUCGGACCACCAGAUCAAGUCCAAGGUGAAGCUGAUCGAGGAGGCCGAAUACAACCGCAAGAAAGUGGAGGAGGAGAUCCGCCUCAUCCGCCUGCAGCUGGAGAGCACCGAGAAGCAGCGGGAGAGCGCAGAGACAGAGCUGCAGGAGCUGCGGGCGCGUGCCGAAGAUGCCGAACGGCAGAAGCGGCAGGCGCAGGAGGAGGCCGAGCGCCUGCGCCGGCAGGUGAAGGAGGAGAGCCAGAAGAAGCGGGAGGCGGAGGAGGAGCUGAAGCGCAAGGUGCAGGCUGAGCGCGAAGCGGCCCGGGAGAAGCAGAAGGCAGUGGCAGACCUGGAGCAGCUGCGGCUGCAGGCGGAGGAGGCUGAGCGACGCAUGCGGCAGGCAGAGGCCGAGAAGGACCGGCAGAUCCAGGUGGCCCAGGAGGUGGCCCAGCGCAGCGCUGAGGCCGAGCUGCAGAGCAAGAGGCUCUCUUUCGCCGAGAAGACGGCGCAGCUGGAGCUGUCACUGCAGCAGGAGCACGAUGUGGUGGCCCAGCUGCAGGAGGAGGCCGAGCGGCUGAAGAGGCAGCAGCUGGAGGCCGAGCGCUCACGGGAGGAGGCUGAGAAGGAGCUGGAGCGCUGGAGGCAGAAGGCCAACGAGGCGCUGCGCCUGCGGCUGCAGGCCGAAGAGGUGGCCCACAAGAAGUCGCUGGCGCAGGAGGAGGCCGAGAAGCAGAAGGAGGAUGCAGAGCGUGAGGCCCGCAAGCGCGCCAAGGCAGAGGAGGUUGCCGUGCGGCAGAAGGAGCUGGCGGAGGAAGAGCUGGAAAAGCAGCGGGAGCUGGCAGAGGGCACAGCCCAGCAGAAGCUGGCAGCAGAGCAGGAGCUGAUUCGGCUGAAGGCGGAGAUGGAGAAUGGGGAGCAGCAGCGCCUGCUCCUGGAGGAAGAGCUCUCGCGGUUGAAGGGCGAGGUAAACGAGGCCAUCCAGAGGAGGAAAGAGCUGGAGGAGGAGCUGGCCAAGCUGCGGGCAGAGAUGGAGGUCCUGCUGGAGAGCAAGGCCAAGACAGAGGAGGAGUCGCGCUCCAGCAGCGAGAAGUCCAAGCAGCGGCUGGAGGCGGAGGCCAACAAGCUGCGGGAGCUGGCCGAGGAGGCCGCCCGCCUGCGCGCCCUCUCCGAGGAGGCUAAGCGGCAGCGGCAGCUGGCAGAGGACGAGGCCACCCGGCAGCGGGCCGAGGCCGAGCGCAUCCUGAAGGAGAAGCUGGCGGCCAUCAACGAGGCCUCACGGCUGAAGGCGGAGGCAGAGAUCGCGCUGAAGGAGAAGGAGGCGGAGAACGAGCGGCUGCGGCGGCUGGCAGAGGAUGAGGCCUACCAGCGCAAGCUGCUGGAGGAGCAGGCGGCCCAACACAAGCAGGACAUCGAGGAGAAGAUUGCCCUGCUGAAGCGCUCCUCCGAGAGCGAGCUGGAGAGGCAGAAGGGGCUCGUGGAGGAUACGCUGCGGCAGCGGCGGCAGGUGGAGGAGGAGAUCCGUGCCCUCAAGGCCAGCUUCGAGAGGGCCUCAGCUGGCAAGAGCGAGCUGGAGCGGGAGCUGAACCGCAUCCGUGGGGAGGCAGAGGAGGUGCAGCGCAGCCGGGAGCAGGCGGAGCGGGAGGCUGAGCGGCAGCGGGCGCUGGCGCUGGAGGAGGAGGGCCGCCGGCGCGAGGCUGAAGAAAAGGUGCAGGCCAUCCUGGCGGCCGAGGAGGAGGCCGGACGGCAGCGGCGGCUGGCCCUGGAGGAGGUGGAGCGGCUGCGGGCCAUGGUGGAGGAGGCGCGGCGGCAGAAGGAACUGGCGGAGAAGGAGUCGGAGCGGCAGAUCCAGCUGGCACGGGAGGCGGCGCAGAAGCGGAUUGCAGCCGAGGAGAAGGCGCACCUGGCUGCCGUACAGCAGAAGGAGCAGGAGCUGCUGCAGACGCGCCAGCAGGAGCAGAGCCUCCUGGACCGGCUGCGCGAGGAGGCUGAGCGGGCCCGGCGGGCGGCUGAGGAGGCUGAGUUUGCCCGUGGCAAGGCUGAGCAGGACGCCAGCUUGUCCCGGCAGCGCGUGGAGGAGGCCGAGCGGCUGAAGCAGCGGGCAGAGGAGGAGGCGCAGGCCAAGGCAGAGGCGCAGGCGGAUGCAGAGAAGCUGCGGAAGGAGGCUGAGCUGGAGGCAGCAAAACGGGCGCAGGCAGAGCAGGCAGCCCUGAGGCAGAAGCAGCUGGCCGAUGCUGAGAUGGAGAAGCACAAGAAGUUUGCCGAGCAGACGCUGCGGCAGAAGGCGCAAGUGGAGCAGGAGCUGACCAAGGUGAAGUUGCAGCUGGAUGAGACAGACCACCAGAAGGGCAUCCUGGAUGAGGAGCUGCAGCGGCUGAAGGAGGAGGUGACAGACGCCGUCCGGCAGAAGGCCCAGGUGGAGGAGGAACUCUUCAAGGUCCGGGUGCAGAUGGAGGAGCUGGCCAAGCUGAAGAGUCGCAUCGAGGAGGAGAACAAGGCGCUGAUCCUCAAGGACAAGGACAACACGCAGAAGUUCCUCGCGGAGGAGGCAGAGAAGAUGAAGCAGGUGGCAGAGGAGGUGGCCCGGCUGAGCGUGGAGGCGCAGGAGGCUGCCCGCAUGCGGCAGCUGGCUGAGGAUGACCUGACGCAGCAGCGGGCGCUGGCAGAGAAGAUGCUGAAGGAGAAGAUGCAGGCGGUGCAGGAGGCCACGCGGCUGCGGGCCGAGGCUGAAAUGCUGCAGAAGCAGAAGGAUCUGGCGCAGGAACAUGCCAAGAAGCUGCAGGAGGACAAGGAGCAGAUGCAGCAGCGCCUGGCUGAGGAGACCGAGGGCUUCCAGAAGACGCUGGAGGCUGAGCGCCGGCGGCAGCUGGACAUCACGGCUGAGGCUGAGCGCCUCAAGCUGCAGGUGGCAGAGAUGAGCAUGGCCCAGGCCAAGGCCGAGGAGGAAGCCAAGCGGUUCAAAAAGCAGGCGGAGGAGAUCAGUGAGAGGCUGCAUGAGACUGAGCUGGCCACACAGGAGAAGAUGACGAUGGUGCACACCCUGGAGAUCCAGCGGCACCAGAGCGAUGAGGAUGCCGAAAAGCUGCGGAAGGCCAUCGCUGACCUGGAGAAGGAGAAGGAGAAGCUGAAACAGGAGGCAGCGCUGCUGCAGCAGAAGGCAGAGGAGAUGCAGGUGGCCCAGCAGGCUCAGCUCCGUCAGGAGACACAGCUCCUGCAGCAGAGCUUCCUGACGGAGAAAGAUGCCCUGCUGCAGAAGGAGAAGUUCAUUGAGGAGGAGAAAUCGAAGCUGGAGAAGCUCUUUAAGGAUGAGGUGAACAAAGCCCAGAACCUGAAGGCAGAGCAGGAGCGGCAGCAGCAGGAGAUGGAGCAGGAGAAGCAGCAGUUGAAAGCUAUGUUAGACGAAGCCAAGAAGCAUCAGAAAGAAGCUGAGGAAAAUGUCCGGCACAAGCAGGAGGAGCUACAGCAGCUGGAGAGGCAGCGACAGCAGCAGGAGAAACUUCUGGAAGAAGAGAACCAGAAGCUGAGGGAGAGGCUCGAGCAGAUGCAGGAGGAGUACAAGGCUGCCCUGGCCCAGAGACGGGAGAUCAUGAUCCAGACAGAUGACCUGCCUGGGGAGGCGGUUACGACAACGCAGCUGCUGGACGUCAAGGCUGUGCCCAAUGGCCGGGAUGCAAUGGACGGCUUAGCCCAGAAUGGGGAGCCGGAGUUCGCAUUUGACGGCAUCCGGCAGAAGGUGUCAGCAGAGAAGCUGGCUGAUGCCGGCAUUCUGAGCAGGGAGAACUUGGACAAGUUGGUGAAGGGUGUUGUGAGUGUGGGCGAGCUCUCUCAGAGGGAAGAUGUCAAGAAAUACCUGCAGGGCAAGAGCAGCAUUGCCGGUUUGCUGAUCAAACCCUCCAACCAGAAGAUGAGCAUCUACGAAGCCAUGAAGAAGAAGCUGCUCAGCCCAGGCACAGCACUGGUGCUCCUGGAGGCACAGGCUGCUUCUGGCUUCAUCAUUGACCCUGUGCGGAACGCAAGGCUCUCGGUGAACGAGGCGGUGCGAGAGGGGGUGAUCGGGCCAGAGCUGCACAACAAGAUGCUGUCGGCCGAGCGGGCUGUCACCGGCUAUAAGGAUCCGUACACAGGUGACAAGAUCUCCCUGUUCCAGGCCAUGCAGAAGGAUCUCAUCGUCAGGGACCACGGCAUCCGCCUGCUGGAGGCCCAGAUUGCCACUGGCGGCAUCAUCGAUCCUGUCAACAGCCACCGCCUGCCUGUGGAAGCCGCCUACAAGCGUGGCUACUUUGAUGAGGAGAUGAAUCAGGUCCUGUCUGACCCCACUGAUGAUACCAAGGGCUUCUUCGAUCCCAACACUCAGGAGAACCUCACCUACCUGCAGCUCAUGGAGCGGUGCGUGACUGACCCGGACACAGGGCUGUGCCUCCUGCCACUCACUGACCAAGCAGCCAAAGCCGGAGAGCUGGUUUACACUGACAAGGAAGCCAAGGACGUCUUCAAGAAGGCCACAGUGACAGCACCGUUUGGCAAGUUCCAAGGGAAGACGAUGACCAUCUGGGAGCUCAUCAACUCUGAGUACUUCACUGAGGACCAAAGGCGGGACCUGAUCCAGCAGUAUAGGACUGGCAAGAUCACAGUGGAGAAGAUCAUCAAGAUUGUCAUCACGGUUGUGGAGGAAAGUGAGAGAAAGAGCCAGAUGUGCUUUGAGGGCCUGCGGGGCCCCGUGCCCGCUGCCGAGCUGCUGGAGAGCAAGAUCAUCAACAAGGACCUCUACAACCAGCUGCACCAGGGCAAGAAGUCCGUAAAGGAUGUGGCAGAGAUGGAGUCCGUACGGCAGUACCUGAAGGGCACAGAUGCCAUCGCUGGCGUCCUGGUGGAGUCUACGGGCCAGAAGCUCACCUUCUACGAGGCUCUGAAGAGAAACUUGCUGAAGCCAGAGGUUGCCCUGUCCCUGCUAGAGGCACAAGCUGCCACUGGCUACAUCAUUGACCCUGUGGGUAACAAGCUCUUCUCCGUGGACGAGGCAGUGAAGGCCGAGGUGGUGGGGCCGGAGUUCCAUGAGAAGCUGCUGUCGGCGGAGAAGGCAGUGACUGGCUACAAGGAUCCCUACACGGGUCAGACGGUUUCCCUCUACCAAGCACUCCAGAAGGGCCUCAUCCCCAGUGACACUGGGCUCCGGCUGCUGGACGUCCAGCUUGCCACUGGUGGCAUCAUCGACCCCGUCAACAGCCAUCGGCUCCCGCUUGAGGUCGCGUACAAGCGCGGCUACUUCGACCCAGAGAUAAACAAGGCUCUGACUGAGUUCCAAGAUGAAGCCAAGGCUUUCUACUGUCCCAACACCCAGGAACACCUCACCUAUGCCCAGCUGCAGAAGAGCUGCCACCGCGACAAGCAGACUGGCCUGUGCCUGCUGCCCCUGUCCGACAGGGCAAUCCAGUCACAGCAGGAGGAGGUCUACACCGACAGCCAGGCCAAGGAGUGCUUCGACAAAGCAACCAUUGAGGUCCCGGUGGGCAGCAUGAAGGGCCAGACAAUGACCAUCUGGGAACUGAUCCACUCUGAAUACUUCACAGAGGAGCACAGGCGGGAGCUGCUCCGACAGUACAAGACCGGCAAAGUGACAAUCGAGAAGAUCAUCAAGAUUGUGAUCACCAUCAUCGAGGAGGCAGAGACCAAAAAGCAGGAGAAACUGACAUUCAGUGGUCUGCGGGCUCCAGUGCCAGCCAGCGAGCUGCUGGAGUCCUGCAUCAUCAGCAAAACCCAGUACGAGCAGCUGAAGGAAGGCAAGAAAUCAGUGAAGGACCUCUCGGAGACAGAUGCGGUGAGGAGAUUCCUGCAUGGCAGCGACUGCAUUGCCGGUGUCUAUGUGGAGGCCACCAAGGAGAAACUGAACAUCUAUGAGGCCAUGAGGAGGAACCUGCUGAGACCCAGCACUGCCGUGGUCCUCCUGGAGGCCCAGGCAGCCACUGGGUUCUUGAUCGACCCCGUGAAGAACCGUAAACUGUACGUCAACGAGGCGGUGAAGGCUGGCAUUGUUGGGCCUGAGCUGCACGAGAAGCUGCUGUCAGCUGAGAAGGCUGUCACAGGCUACAAGGAUCCCUACUCGGGCGACACCAUCUCCCUGUUCCAGGCCAUGAAGAAGGGGCUGAUUGUCAAAGAGCACGGCAUCCGCCUGCUGGAGGCCCAGAUCGCCACCGGCGGCAUCAUCGACCCCGUGCACAGCCACCGCCUGCCCGUGGAGGUGGCCUACAAGCGUGGCUACUUCGAUGAGGAGAUGAACCGGACCCUCUCCGACCCCAGUGACGACACCAAGGGCUUCUUCGACCCCAACACUCAGGAGAACCUCACCUAUGUGCAGCUGAAGGAGAGGUGCAUCGAGGAUCCUGAGACGGGCCUGUACCUGCUGCCUCUGCGGGAGCCUGAGAAGCCAAAAGUGGUGGAAACCACUCACGUGUACACAGAAGCAGAGACACGGAAGGUGUUUGAGGAGACCCAGGUGGACAUCCCUGUGGGCAGCCGGGCAGGCUCCUCCAUGUCACUGUGGGAUGUCAUGCACUCGGACCUGCUUCCCGAGGAGCAGCGUAAACAUCUCAUGGAGGAGUUCCAGUCAGGCCGCGUGUCCAAGGAGCGCAUGAUCAUCAUUAUCAUCGAGAUCAUCGAGAAGACUGAGAUCAUCCGGCAGCAGAAUCUCACGUCCUAUGACUACGUCCGGCGCCGCAUCACAGCCGAGGACCUCUUUGAGGCCAAGAUCAUCACACAGGACAUCUACAACUUGCUGAAACAGGGCUCCAAAACCUUCCGGGAGCUCCUGGAUGUGGAGACUGUCUGGAAGUACCUUUACGGGUCGGGCUGCGUGGCUGGCAUCUACAUCCCCUCCUCCAAGCAGACUCUCAGUGUCUACCAGGCGCUGAAGAAGGGGCUGAUCAAUUCCGAAGUGGCCCGCUCCCUCCUGGAGGCCCAGGCAGCCACCGGCUUCAUGAUUGACCCCACGAAGAAUGAAAUGCUGACUGUUGAUGAGGCGGUCAGGAAGGGCGUGGUGGGGCCAGAGAUCCACGACCGGCUCCUGUCCGCAGAGAGGGCUGUGACCGGCUACAGAGACCCCUACAGUGAACAGAAGAUUUCCCUCUUCCAGGCCAUGAAGAAGGAUCUCAUUCCCAGCAAAGAGGCCCUCAAGCUCCUGGACGCCCAGAUCGCCACCGGCGGCAUAAUUGACCCUCACCUGGGCUUCCACCUGCCCCUGGAGGUGGCUCUCCAGCGGGGCUUCAUCAACAAGGAGACGUACGACAUGCUGUCGGAGCCCAGCGAGGUGCGCAGCUACGUGGACCCCUCCACAGAUGAGAAGCUCAGCUACACACAGCUGCUGAGGCGGUGCCGCAAGGACGAGAACUCCCGGCUCCUCCUGCUCCCGCUCUGCGACACACGCAAGCUCACCUUCCGGGGCCUGAGGAAACAGAUCACGGUGGAGGAGCUGGUUCUUUCGCAGGUGAUGGAUGAAGCCACAGCCCAGCGCCUCCAGGAGGGUCUCACCUCUGUCGAGGAGGUCUCUAAGAACCUGAAGAAGUUCCUGGAGGGCACCAGCUGCAUCGCUGGUGUCUUUGUGGACUCCACAAAGGAGCGUCUGUCCAUCUACCAGGCCAUGAAGAAGGGGAUCAUCCGGCCUGGCACUGCCUUUGAGCUCCUGGAGGCACAGGCAGCCACGGGCUAUGUGAUUGACCCCAUCAAAGGCCUCAAGCUGACAGUGGAGGAAGCUGUGCGCAUGGGCAUUGUGGGCCCCGAGUUCAAGGACAAGCUGCUCUCUGCCGAGAGGGCCGUCACUGGCUACCGGGACCCCUACACCGGAAAGCUCAUCUCCCUCUUCCAGGCUAUGAAGAAGGGUCUGAUCCUGAAGGACCAUGGGAUCCGCCUGCUGGAGGCACAGAUCGCCACAGGAGGCAUCAUUGACCCCGAGGAGAGCCACCGCCUGCCCGUGGAGGUGGCCUACAAGAGGGGCCUCUUUGACGAGGAGAUGAACGAGAUCCUGCUGGACCCUAGUGACGACACCAAGGGCUUCUUCGACCCCAACACAGAGGAGAAUCUCACCUACCUGCAGCUCAUGGAGCGGUGCAUCACGGACCCAGAGACCGGCCUCUGCCUCCUGCCUCUGAAGGAGAAGAAGCGGGAGAGGAAGACCUCCUCCAAGUCCUCCGUCCGCAAGCGCCGGGUGGUGAUCGUUGACCCAGAGACAGGCAAGGAGAUGUCCGUGUACGAAGCCUAUCGCAAGGGCCUCAUUGACCACCAGACUUACCUGGAGCUGUCAGAGCAGGAGUGCGAGUGGGAGGAGAUCACCACCUCCUCCUCUGAUGGCGUGGUGAAGUCAAUGAUCAUCGACAGGCGCUCGGGGCGCCAGUAUGACAUCGACGAUGCCAUUGGCAAGGGUCUGAUUGACCAGUCAGCCCUGGACCAGUACCGCUCGGGCACCCUCUCCAUCACCGAGUUUGCUGACAUGCUCUCUGGCAACAUGGGUGGCUUCCGGUCGCGGUCGUCCUCAGUUGGAUCCUCUUCCUCCUACACUGUCAGCCCAGCCCUGUCACGGACCCAGAUCUCCAUGUGGACUGACCCAACCGAAGAGACUGGGCCAGUGGCAGGCAUCCUGGACACGGACACUCUGGAGAAGGUGUCCAUCACGGAGGCGAUGCGCCGCAACCUGGUGGACAACAUCACAGGGCAGCGGCUGCUGGAAGCCCAGGCUUGCACCGGGGGCAUCAUCGACCCCAACACCGGUGACAAAUGCACCGUCGCCGACGCGGUCACCAAGGGCCUGGUUGACAAGAUCAUGGUGGACCGCAUCAACCUGGCGCAGAAGGCCUUCUACGGCUUCGAGGACCCGCGGACCAAGACAAAGAUGUCGGCGGCGCAGGCCCUGAAGAAGGGCUGGCUGUACUACGAGGCCGGGCAGCGGUUCCUGGAGGUGCAGUACUUGACAGGGGGCCUGAUCGAGCCCGAUGCCCCAGGCCGUGUCUCCCUGGAUGACGCGCUGCAGAAGGGCACCAUUGACGCGCGGACUGCCCAGAAGCUGCGGGAUGUCAACACCUAUUCCAAGUACCUCACCUGCCCCAAGACCAAGCUCAAGAUCUCCUACAAGGACGCCAUGGACCGGAGCAUGAUCGAGGAUGGGACUGGCCUGCGGCUGCUGGAGGCCUCCUCCCAGUCCAGCAAGGGCUACUACAGCCCCUACAACAUCAGCAGCGCUGGCUCCACCUCUGGAUCACGCUCAGGCUCUCGCACUGGCUCCCGCUCAGGCUCCCGGCGCGGCAGUUUUGAUGCCACCGGCUCCAGCUUCUCCAUGACCUUCUCUUCAUCCUCGUACUCCUCCUCAAGUUUUGGGCGCAGAUACACGGGGGGUACCCAGGGCACCGUGGAGGAGGCUGCCCUUGCCCUUGCCCUGGCCGCGUCCAGAAGCUGCGGGUGGGAGGCGAGCAGGGAGUGCCCCGGGGUGUCUGGGCCCCUGCUCCACGUGGCCACGUCUUUUUCCAGUCCCAACAAAGACCUCCCAGUGCCGCUGGGCGAGCUCCUGAGCUGGGUCUCCGACAUCAGCAGGUCAUGGACGGGCUCGAGGGGAGCCCCGGAGGCGGCAGCUGCUUGGCCGUGCCCACCUGCACAGGUGCACCGUGCUGCAGGGGACACCGGAGAUGGUGUGGAGGGCUCGCCGUGGGACAGGGAGGAGGUGGAGAGGUACGGGCACCGCCGGGCGCUGCCAGACGGGCAGUGCCAGCCAUGCCCGGGUGUCCACACCCUGACGGGGGGGCUGCUGAACCCUUCACGGGCGUCCGGGCCGGCGCUGGGGCGGGGAGGGCGUGGGCUGGCUGUGCUGGGGCCAGCAGGGGGGGAGCGAGCUCAGGUGUGGCUGUGGCACACCUGGUGCAGAGCCUGCCUGCGCUCCGAGCAGAGGCUGGAGGUGCAGGAGCAGCUGCUCGCCCUGCGGCACUGGCUGGACGCCGUGGAGAAGCGGCUGCUGGCGCUGCCAGAGCCCGGCACGGCCCUGCAGGUCAGAUGCGUGCCCAGCACUGCCCGCAGAGCCGUGUGCUGCUGUGCCCCCUGCCCAGGCACGCAGCCGCAGCGGGAGCAGCGCAGUGGGGGCUGCCGGCCGCCCCCUCCUCGCCGCCCCUCGCCGGCUCCUUUUGUUGGAGGCCUGGCCGGCACACGGGCUCCCUCGGCACACAUGACGGCACAAACUGAAAGGGCCAUUCAUCCCGGCCCCGGCGCAGACAAAGCCGAGGCCGCACAGAAACCCACCCGGCUCCCGGGAUCUGAGGCUGUGCAUUCCAGCCGCCCGCUCCCGCCCGGUGCCCCGCGCCGGGCUCCCCUGCCCGGGGCGCCCGUGCCACCCCGAGCCCGGUACCUGGGGCUGCGGAGCGUGCCGGGCGAGCUGCCGGCGGCCGCGGGGCCGGGGGUGGCGAGCGGCUCCGAGCUGCGUCUUCACCCCCUGCCCAGCUUCUCCCUGGCAGGUCCCGGCCGGGCUCUGUGGGCGCGGGAGGCAGCACAGCCUGGGCCGGUUCUGGUGCAGGCGCUGGUGUUGGUGUGGUUCCCGGUACUGGAGCAGGUGCUGGUGCCGGUGCAGGUGCUGAGGCAGGUGCAGGGGCAGCAGCAGGUGCCGGUACUGGAGCAGGUGCUGGUGUUAGUGCUGGUGGCGGUGCUGGUGUCAGUACAGGUGUCGGUGUUAGUGCUGGUGUCGGUGUUGGUGCUGGUGUCAGUACAGGUGCCGGUGUUAGUGCUGGUGCUGGUGUCAGUGCUGGUGCCGGUGUCGGUGCCAGUGCCGCAGCAGGUGCUGGUGCCGGUCCUGGUGUCGGUGCAGGUGCUGAUGUUAGCGCCGGUGCCAGUGGCGGUGUUGGUGCAGGUGCCGGUGUUGGUACUGGUGCCGGUGUUAGUGCCGGCGGCGGUGCCGGUGUGCCGGUGUUGGUGCCGGUGCCGGUGCCAGUUCAGGUGCCGGGGGCAGCGCGGGGUGCGGGCUCUCGCCCCCCCGGGCGGCUCGGGGCGGGCGGUGGGCCGGCACCGCCCCUCCCCCGCGGGAUGGCUGCGGGGCCCCGGGGGUUUCCCCGCGGUAACGGCGGCGGCGGCGCCCCCGGCCCGGCCCCAUGGACGCCCGAAGCCGCCGAGGGGCCGGGAUUUGAGGCGGGGGCCCGGCGCCCGCGCCAUGGGGAACUCGGUGAGCCGGCCCAGCUGCCUGGGCGAGAAGAGCCGGCGGCCGGAGGAGCUCGGGCCGGAGCCGGGGCUGGACGCGGGGCAGCCAGCCGCCGGAGGCGUCGCGGAGGCCUGGCCGGGGCUGCUGGAGAAGGCGGCGGUGCCGGUGGAGAAUGGCUGGAGCCCGGGGCCCGGCGUCACCCGGAGCCGGCCGGGCAGCCCGGUGCUGAGGCGCAGCCAGUCCGAGGUGGCCGUGCAGAACGGGGGUGCGGCUGCGGUCAGGGGGCAGGUGGGGGGCGCAGCCUGGACCCCCCCCCGGGCCGGCGCUCCCCGCAGCACCUGGUCCUGGAAGCCCGUCACUACCCGAGAGGUGACCGAGGUCACUGAGGUGACCGAGACCAUCGUGACGGAGAUCGUGGAGGUGACCGAGUACCCGGCGGGUGACAAGGGUGGCGAGCCCGUGGUCACCCGGACGGUCACCGUGCUGACGGAGUGCGUGGGGGAGCUCGCUGCUGCUGGACGCACGGAUGGCACCGAGGUGUCCCCAAGGGCUGUGCCCGUCCCAGAGGAGGCAGCGGAGCGGGGCCAGGAGCCCCUGGAGCGGCUGCUGGCCUGGGUGGCCGACAUGGAGGAGCUGGUGAGCAACCAGAAGCCGCCGUCGGCGGAGGCCAAGGUGGUGAAGGCGCAGCUGGAGGAGCAGAAGCUCCUGAAGCGCCUGCUGGAGGAGCGGAGGCCGCGUGUGGAGCUCGUCCUGCAGGACAGACUGACGGCACAGGGCUCGGGCACGGCGGCGCCCGAGGGCAGCGCCGGCCUCUUCAGCCUCGGGGAGAGGUGGGACAAGCUGAUGCAGGAGGCUGAAGCCAGGUACGGCUGCCUGGAGCGGAUCCUGCCGGCAGCCCAGGGCUUCCAGGAGGCCGUGGAUGCCUUCCAGGAGUGGCUUGGUGCCACAGAGCGGCAGCUGGCCCAGCUCUGGCGUGCUGACGGCUGCGUGGGCCGCGUGCAGGACGCCCACCAGCAGACCCAGGCCCUCUGUGAGGAGAUCCGCGGGCGGCUGGGGGAGCUGGAUGGCGCCCUGGAGAGCGGGCAGCGCGUCCUGGAGCUGGUGACAGGGGAGGAGGCCCAGCUGACGCAGGAGAAGAUGGAGUCACUGAGGAUGCGGUACCUCAUCGUGGGCCAGAGCAGCGCUGACACUGCUCACCGGCUGGGGCAGACCCUGGAGGCCUCGUCUCGCCUGGGCACGGCCCCUGAGGACCUGGCACUGUGGCUGAGCCGCAUGGAGAAGGAGCUGGGCGAGCAGGAGAGCCAGCAGGAUGGCCAGGAGCCCUCAGUCACUGCCAGUGACAGGGAGAAGUUUGAGCAGGUCCUGGAGUCCCAGUUCAGCCGUGUGGCCGGGCUGGCUGAGCGGCUGGAGGAGAUCGGCCGCGUGCAGCUGGAUGCUGAGUCUCUCCGCUCGCAGCUCUCUGAGCAGAAGCUGCUCUCUGCUGAGAUCCUGCAUUGCCGGGGCCUGGUUGAGCGUCUGCUGGGGUUCUCGGAGCCGCUGCUGCGCUGCUGCCCCGAGCCGCUGCGGCAGCGCCUUCAGCCGUCGGUGCAGGCGCUGCGGGAGCGCACGGAGCAGCUGUCUCUGCGCAGCGGUGCCUGUGCCGUGCAGCUGGAGCACGCCCAGUCCCUGCUCACCCAGUUCUCCGAGGCCCUCGAGGAGCUGCUGCCCUGGCUGGAGGAGACGCAGGCCCUGGGGGUGCAGCUCUCGCCCAACGCCAUCAGCUACGAGGCCUUCAAGGAGCAGCAGGCGCUGCUGCAGAGCCUGCGGGAGGCCAUCGCCGAGCACCGGCCGCUGGUGGGGAAGCUGCAGCGCGUGUCGGCGCAGCUGCUGGAGCUGAGCCCCGAGCAGGGAGCCCCGUUCCAGCGGCGCUGGCAGGAGCUGGAGGAGCAGUACGGCCGCGUCCGCGAGCGUGUGCGCCAGGCGGCGGCUCUGCUGGAGGAUGCCCUGCCGCGAUACAGCCAGCUCUCGGAGCGCAUGGACCUGCUGCUGGAGUGCCUGGAGCGGCUGCAGAGCCGGCUGCAGAGCCAGCCCCCCGUCCGCGGCGACGCGGCCCACCUGAGGGAGCAGAUCCGGGAGAACAGCCUGGCCCUGGGCGAGCUGGAGAAGCUCGGGGUGGCCCUGGAGGGGAUCCGAGCACAGGGCGAGGAGCUGCUGGCCACCGUGCAGGCGGUCAGCUCCGACGCCGCGGACAGAGGGAUCCAGGAGCGCACAGCACAGCUGCUCUCACAGUGGGGCUGCCUGCGGGGCCGCUGCCAGGAGCGGGAGCGGUGGCUUCGGGAGCUGCUGGCGCUGGCCGAGCGCUUCUGGCAUGGCCUGUCUGAGCUGGCCGUGGCGCUCAGUGACACCCAGCAGCUGGUGCUGGGGCUGGAGGAGGCCGGCGGCGAGCCCGAGGCCAUCCGCACGCGGCUGCGCACGAUGCAGGCUCUGCGGGAGGAGAUCGACGCGCUGCAGGGUGAGCUGGACACGCUGGGCAGCCUGGGCGUGGAGCUGAUGGCCUCCUGCGGGGACCCCGACAAGCCCGAUGUCACCAAGAGCCUGGACGAUCUCUACUCCUCCUGGCACAGCCUGAGCCGGGUGUGGACGGAGCGGAACGGGCGCCUCGAGGAGCAGCUCCAGGCCGCCCUCAGCUACCAGGACACCAUGCAGCGGCUGCUGGAGUGGCUGGACGCGGCCGAGCUGCGCAUCGCCGAGGAGUUCCUGGUGGGCGGCGACCUGGACGUGGUGCAGCAGCAGCUGGCCGAGCUCAAGGAGUUCAAGCGGGAGCUGUACCAGUGCAAGGUGGACGUGGAGAGCCUGCGGCACCAGGGGGGCGCGGGGCAGGGGGACCCCCCGGGCACGCUCUGCGACUUCCGCCAGCGAUGGGACCACCUGGAGGAGGAGAUCGUCAGCAGACAGCACCAGCUGGAGGCGGCGCUGCUGGGGCUGGGGCAGUUCCACACCCAGCUGGCCGAGCUGCUGCAGUGGCUGAGCCGCACCGGGGAGCAGCUGCGCGGCCCCGCGCCCCUGCGGCCCGACCUGCAGAGCUGCGAGAUCGAGCUGGCCAAGCACAAGGUGCUGCGCACCGAUGUGAUGUCGCACGCCCGCACGGUGCAGUCGGUGACCGAGGCCGGGCAGGGGCUGCUGCUCUCCAGCCUGGGCGAGAGCGUGGAGGGGCUGCAGCGCAGCCUGCAGCAGCUGGAGCAGCACUGGGAGCUGGUGCGCAGCGAGACCGAGAGCCGGCAGCUGGAGCUGGAGAACAACCUCAGCCAGGUGCAGGACAUCACGCUGGAGAUCACGGAGCUGCUGCAGUGGCUGGAGCAGGUGGAGCUGCAGCUCUUCUGCUCCAAACCGGCCUGGGGCCACCCGGAUGCCACCAAAGAGAAGCUGAACGCACACCUGGAGCUGUGCCGGGAGCUGGAGGCGCGGGCCGGUUCCUACCGGGGACUGCGGGAGCGGCUGCAGCGGCUGCUGGACUCGUGCCGCGCCGGCCGGCCCUGCAGCACCGAGCACAGCCUGCGCCUGCUGGAGCAGAAGUGGGAGAGCGUCCAGGCCGAGGCCCAGGAGAGGAAGGAGCGCCUGGCCGAGGGGCUGACGGUCAGCACCGAGUUCCACGGCUCGGCACAGGAGCUGCUGCGCUGGGUGGCCCACGCCGAGGAGCUGCUGGGGUCCCCCGCGCCCCCCAGCUUCGUCCUGGACACCGUCACCACGCAGAUCCAGGAGCACAAGGCCCUGCUGAAGGAGGCGAACGCGCACGGGGAGAAGCUGGGCGGCCUGGAGGCCGUGGCCGCGCGCCUCAAGGACUUCAGUCGGAAGCAGGACGGGGCCGUCAUCCAGAACCUGGUGCUGGCGGCCCGGGAGAGGCUGGGCAAGGUCCUGCAGCGGGCAGCAGAGAGGGGGGCCGUGCUGGAGGAGGCCCGGAAACGCAGCAAGCAGUUCAGCGAGUCCCGGCGGCUGCUCCUGGACUGGAUGGACGAGGUGGAGCAGAGCCUGGAGGUGCCCCAGGACGCUGCCACCAGCCAGGAGGAGAUCAAGUGCCAGCUGGCUGAGCACAAGGUGUUCCAGAAGGUGCUGCGGGCCAAGCGCCCGGUGUACGAGGCCACGCUGCGGAGCGGGCGGGCGCUGCGGGAGGCGGCGCGGCUGCCCCAGGACCUGCAGCCGCUGGAGGAGCUGCUGGGGGAGCUGAAGGAGCGCUGGGAUGCGCUGUGCAGCCACGCCGCGGAGAGGCAGCACAAGCUGGAGGAGAGCCUGCUGUUCUCGGGCAAGUUCACGGACGCGCUGCAGGCGCUCAUGGACUGGCUGUACCGCGCCGAGCCGCAGCUCAGUGAGGACGCGCCCGUCGGGGGGGACCGGGACCUGGUCGGGGACCUCAUGGACAAGCACAAGGUGUUCCAGAAGGAGCUGGGCAAGCGCGCCAGCUGCAUCAAGACGCUGAAGCGCUCGGUGCGGGACCUGACGCGGGGCAGCAGCAGCGUGGACUCGCAGUGGCUGCAGCGGCAGGUGGAGGAGCUCAGCACCCGCUGGGACCUGGUCUGCAAACUGUCCCUGUCCAAGCAGGCCCGGCUGGAGGCGGCGCUGCGGCAGGCGGAGGAGUUCCACACCCUGGUGCACUCCUUCCUGGGCCGCCUGACGGAGUCGGAGAAGACCCUCAAGUACGGAGUGUUCCCUGAGGAGGAGGCGGCCGUGCACGAGUGCCAGGCCCAGCUGCAGGAGCUGAUGCAGUCCCUGCAGUGCCAGCAGCUGGAGCUGGAGUGCAUCACCUCGCUGGGGGAGGAGAUCCUCAGCACCUGCCACCCCGACUCCAUCAUCACCAUCAAAUCCUGGGUCACGGUCGCCAAGAGCCGCUUCCAGGAGGUGCUGAGCUGGGCGCAGCAGCAGGGCGAGCGGCUGCGGGCGCAGGCGGCGGCGCUGGCGGCCGAGCGGGAGGACGCGGAGCAGCUGCUGGACUGGAUCACGGCGGCCGAGGAGGCGCUGGGGCUGCGCGACCAGGAGCCGCUGCCCGAGGAGGCCGAGCAGCUGGAGGAGCUCAGUGCCCAGCACGCGGUGUUCAUGGAGGAGCUGAACCGCAAGCAGCCUGACGUGGAGAAGGUGACCAAGAGCUGCAAGCGGAAGCUGGCGGUGGAUCUGGGCCCCCCGGCCACCCGCCGACUGGCCACACGUCGCCGCAGCGGCGGGAAGGCGCAGGGCGCGGCGGCGGCGCCGCUCGGGGCGCUGGAGCCCCAGACGCCCCUGAUGGCGCAGCUCCUGCACCGCUGGCAGCAGCUCUGGCUGCUGGCCCUGGACCGGCAGUACCGGCUGGAGACGGCGCUGCAGCGCCUGCGGGAGCUGGAGGAGUUCGCGCACUUUGACUUUGGGGUCUGGAGGAAGCGCUACAUGCAGUGGAUCAGCCAGAUGAAGUCCCGCGUGCUGGACGUGUUCCGCGGCAUCGACCGGGACCAGGACGGGCGCAUCAGCCAGCGCGAGUUCAUCGAGAGCGUCCUGGCCUCCAAGUUCCCCACCAACGUGCUGGAGAUGAACGCCGUGGCCACCAUCUUUGACAUGAAUGGCGACGGCUUCAUCGACUACUACGAGUUCGUCAGCGCCCUGCACCCCAACCGGGACCCACUGCGCCGCUCCGCCGAUGCCGACCAGAUCCAGGACGAGGUGAACCGGCAAGUGGCCCAGUGCAACUGCGCCAAGCGCUUCCAGGUGGAGCAGAUCAGCGCCAACAGGUACCGGUUCGGGGAGUCGCAGCAGCUGCGGAUGGUGCGGAUCCUGCGCAGCACCCUCAUGGUGCGGGUGGGCGGCGGCUGGAUCGCCCUGGACGAGUUCCUGGUGAAGAACGACCCCUGCCGAGUGAAGGGAAGGACCAACCUGAAGAUCAACGAGAAGUACCUGUCCUCGGACGUGUUCGGAGCCGCCGCCAGGUGCACGGGGACCCAGUCGGCCGCCUCCUCCAAAGUGCUGUCCCCGAGCCGCUCCAACUCCAGCCUCAGCCUCUACAGCAGCGCCUCGGCCCCCAGCAGCCCCCUGGCCAGGAAGUCGGUGCUGCGGAGGACGCGCUCCGGGGACCGCUGUCCGCGCUCCCGGGGCUCGGGGCUGCCCGACGGAGCCGAGCUGCAGUUCAGCGCGGCUGAGGAGAGCCUGCCUGUGGCACCGCCAGAGCCGCCCGAAGGGUCCCCUCCGGAGCGCUGCAGCCCCUGCCGCUGAGCCCCGCGCCCGCCCUGCGCCCAGCACCCUCGGCCGGCCCCACUCAGGACCCUCCUCCACGGGGCCGCGCCCCCCGCGGGUCUCCGGCCCGGCGCUGCGGCCCCCCGAGCGGGGCUGAGCUGCACGGCCGGCACCGAUCGCGCCGCCGGGCCCGUUCCAGAGGAUAUGCAAGCAUCAUCUCCCGACACCCAGCGAGCCCCCGGGCUCCGCUCCGAGCGCCCGGGGCUGCGGGACCGGCCGGGCACCCCCUGCCCCCCUCCCGUGCCGCCGGCUCGGGGCGGCUGCGGUACCCCCGGCGCCGGGCCUCGCUCUCGGGGGUGCCCAUCGUGCCUCGCUCGGCCCGGCGCGAGGCGGCCGGGCUCGGUAGCCGGGCACCGGGCGGAUGCCGAGCCCCGUUUCUGGUGCUAACCCUCACCCCUCGGCCUUGGGGGUGCUCCGGCCGCCCCCUGCCCCGGGGGUCCCGUCCCGUCCCGCCGGGCGGCACUGGGGGCAGCGGGACCCCCGCCCCGCCGCCGCAUGCCCGCGCCA